This is a messenger RNA of Cuscuta europaea, 916 nucleotides long. NCBI's taxonomy places the organism in Eukaryota, Viridiplantae, Streptophyta, Magnoliopsida, Solanales, Convolvulaceae. The record is from the annotation of a GenBank genome assembly.
UAAGAUAGUAUUUAUGCAUUCAAUUUCAUGUACUGAAGUAGUGUAGUCACCAGUGUGUAUAUAUAGAAGCCAUUGUCUAUCAAAAUAAGAAAUCAUCAUAAAUCUGUUGUAUAGUAGAUCAAAGCUAUAUAUAUAACUAAUCAAUUGGAUCAAUCCAAAUGGCUGCUGUUUUCAAGCCUUUGCAGUGCUUACUAAUCAUCACAUUGUUGUCAUUCUCCAACAUACAAAUGAGUGGAGCCAUUCGCGCGCUGCUGCAGGUACCCGGCGAAUCGCUGCUAUCCGCCAUUCUUCCCGCCAGCGGCAGCCACAUUAUCCCCAAUAUUCCGUCAGGAGAUCAACCUGUGCUGUCGUCACCGCCGCCGUUGUCAACGGAUCCGCUUGCUUUCCCGCCAUUGCCACACAAUACAACAUUGUUAGGAGCAGCCUUAUCGCCUCCGUCACCGCCACCGCCAGCAUCCAUAUUGCCAACUUUGCCUUUAGUCCCCCCUUCAGUAAUCCCUUUGCCCAACACUCAAAGCAUUCCAAAUAUUCCAAAUGUUUUACCACCUCCCAUUCCCAACAUACUAAACUAGAUACUCAUGUUUGACUUUCUUAUUCAAAUGUGUUAAUCUUUGACUAAUGAUAAAAAAAUACUCCCUAAAAAUUAUUUAUAAUACUAGUACCAAGUAUGAAAUUGAUAUGAGAAUUUUCAGAAAAUAUAUACGGAAUAUUAAUUAAUAAAAAUAUACGGCGUAUAUUGGAUGGUAAAAGUAAUAGUAUUAUUAUGUAUAUUGGUCAAAGUUUAACAUGUUUGAAUAAGAAACUAACAAUACCUAAUCUAUGGUGGGGUGAGGCCAUGAGGGAGGUAGUAUUAUGUUUUAAUUAAUUUCUCAAUGUACUUUUGUUUUAAAGUCAUAGAAACUUCUCUUAAUUAGAA